UCGUUCGCGGGCAGUCGGCGGCGAGCAUGGCCGGGCACGAGGCGCUUCUGUCGGCGUGCGAGGAGCGACGCGGGCGGCGCGGAGGCACCGCGUCGUCGCGACCACAAGUGACGGCAACCAAAACAAUUGGCGCUCGCUCGCUCGCUCGCUCACUAAAAGACACUUUGCUUGCGUUUUCUUCGUUGCAUUGCUUGAUUCUUUUCUGUUUUGGACCGAGAUGAUGUUGCGGACUUCCAGAGUUGCUUUCGAAGACUGAAGAAGAAGAAGAAGAAGAAGAAGAAGAAGAAGAGGAAGAGGAGGAGGAGGAGGAAGAGGCGGUUGUGCGUUCGCGUCGUCGCAAGCCGGCCGGCAGCAUGAUCAGGAUCUUCCCGGACUUCAGCGUGCAGGUGUCGGCGUCGGCGUCGGCGUCGGCUCCCGGCGGAGGGAUGGUGAGCGGAGCCGCCAACGGAAGCCCGCAGAGCGCGCACGGACUCCCGGGCUACCAGCAGAGCGACCCCUACUGGGAGCGUCCGGCCAACGCGGGCAACUGCUCCGCCGCCCGGCCUAAGACCCUUCACCUGGCCGGAGGGCAGCAGCACACCUCGUCUCCAUGGCUGCAGGCGCUCCGCAAGGAGAAGUCUCGGGACGCGGCGAGGUCGCGGCGCGGGAAAGAGAACUUUGAGUUCUACGAGCUGGCCAAGAUGCUUCCGCUGCCGGGCGCCAUCACCAGUCAGCUGGACAAAGCGUCCAUCAUACGCCUGACCAUCAGCUACCUGAAGAUGAGGGACUUUGCCAAUCAGGGGGACCCCCCCUGGAACCUGCGCAUGGAGGGACCGCCCCCCAACACGUCCGUCAAAGCAAUCGGCAACCAGAGGAGGAGGACUCCCAGCACGUUGGCCUCGGACAUCUUCGAGCCGCACCUGGGCAGCCACAUCCUGCAGUCUUUGGACGCGUUCGUAUUUGCGCUGAACAAGGAAGGCCGCUUCCUGUACAUCUCGGAGACCGUCUCCAUCUACCUGGGACUCUCGCAGGUGGAGCUCACGGGCAGCAGCGUUUUCGACUACGUGCACCCGGGCGACCACGCGGAGAUGGCGGAGCAGCUGGGCAUGAAGCUUCCGCCCGGGCGGGGCCCGUCCCUCUGCGCGGGCGCCGCCAACGAGGACGGCGCGUCGUCGGCGUCGUCGGCGUCGCGCCCCGAGACGCCCGAGCCAGCGGAGUCGAGCAGUCCGAGCGGCCUGUCCCCGGACGGCUGUCUGGAACGUUCCUUCUUCAUCCGAAUGAAGUCCACGCUCACCAAGAGAGGCGUCCACAUCAAGUCGUCAGGAUACAAGGUGAUCCACGUGACGGGUCGCCUGCGCAUCCGGAUGGCGCUGACGCACAGCCGCUCGGUGCCCAAUCAGAUUAUGGGCAUGGUGGUGGUGGCGCACGCGCUGCCGCCGCCCACCGUCAACGAGGUGCGCAUCGACUGCCAGAUGUUCGUGACGCGCGUCAACAUGGACCUCAAGUUCGUCUACUGUGAGAACAGGAUCAGCGACUACAUGGACAUGUCGGCGGCAGACGUCGUGGGCAAACGCUGCUACCAGCUGAUCCACGCCGAGGACGCGGAGGUCAUCAGGCAAAGUCACGUCGAGCUGAUGAGCAAAGGCCAGUGCGUGACCAAUUACUACCGCUGGAUCCAGAGGAGUGCCGGCUACAUUUGGAUCCAGUCCAGCGCCACCAUCGCCAUCAACACCAAGAACGCCAACGACAAGAACGUCAUCUGGGUCAACUACAUGCUCAGUAACCACGAAUACAAGGACACGCCCAUCGACCUGGGCCAAAUGCCGAGCCUUCCGGAAAAGAAUUCAGAAUCCUCCGAAUCCUCGGACUCGGACUGCGCGUCCAAAGAAAACUCUGACAACGAGAAGGCGGCGGGUAAGCUCAACCAACCAGAGCGCAGCGAGGACGCGCAGGCGCAGAACCGGCGGCAGCAGCAGCGCUGCAGCCAAUCGCGGUGCUCGUCCGAGCAGGAAGCGAAGCGGCCGGAGGAGCGUGACACAUCCAGCAACGCUGACAGUCCAGAUAGCAACGACAGCCUGGACGCUUCCGACGCAGAACCGGACGAGCCCGAGGACUCCGGAGGGGCCGGGAUGGGCGGCGUCCUGGGCGGCCUUCACAUCAAAGUGGAGCAUUAUGGCGAGGCGGAGGAGGAUGUUCAGCCUUCACAGUCGUCUUCGUCGGAGGAGGAGGAGGAGCAUGAUGAAGAAGAUGGGGGCGCCAUGGUGGGCGGCGGCAUGGAGAAACUCCAGCAGCGGAAGAGGCGGAAAGUGCAGAAGUGGGACAGGACGCGAAGCAGGAAGUUGCGUCUCUCCUCCACGACGCCCAGCCCGGCCGCCGCAACCGACGGCACCCCGCUGCUGGAUGCCGCCCAGGCCGCCGACCCCAAUCCGUCGCACCUCCUCGUCGCCGGCUCCCCGGGCGGCGGCACGUUAUCUUCGGUCCUGAAGAUCAAGACGGAAAUGUCGGAGCCCAUCAACUUCGACAACGACAGCAGCAUCUGGAACUUUCCGCCCAACCGCGAGAUUUCCCGCAACGAGUCCCCGUACAGCAUGACGACGGCCAAGCCCGCCAUCCCGGCCCCCCUCAAGCAGGGCGGCUCCCUCCAGGUUCCCAUCCCCGACGCCGUCCUUACACCACCCGCUACCGAGGGCGGGGCCGGAGCCAGGAAGCCUCCUUACAACGGAAGCUCGACCCCGUCCGGCUUAGCGCCCGCGGAUCCCCUGUCGCCGCCUCUCUCGGCGUCCCCCCGGGACAAGCAGCAGGGUACCCCCACCACCACUUCCUCCUCUUCCUCAUCCUCCUCGUCGCUGCUGUGCUCGCGCGACCUGGAGGCACUGCAGCGCUUGCAGUCGGGCAACGUGGUCCUCCCGCUGGUUCACCGCGUCGCAGGCACCCCGGCGCCCACCGGUAGCACGCCGCCCCGCGUGUACACCACCGGGACCAUCCGCUACGCCCCCGCGGACGUCACGCUAGCCAUGGCACCGGGGAGCCUGCUGCCUAACGCCUCGGUGAACUUUGUGGACGCUCCGGGUUUCGGCCUGGACCCCAAGACGCCCAUGGAGAUGCUGUACCACCACGUGCACCGUCUCAACAUGUCCGCCGCCGCCGCCACCACGGGACCUUUUGCGGCCUCCCCGGUGCCCUCCGGAGGCACGGGCGCCCUGGCGGCCCAGAUGCCCACGGCCGCCGCCAACGUGUUCACCACGGCCGACGCCAUUUUCUCCACGCUGCCGUUUCCCGUCUACACGAACGGCAUCCAGGCUGAGAGGAAGGAGGACUAGAGGGGACCGGCCCAGACCGGAGACCGGGUUACUGUGCUUUCCGACUCUACUGUGUCGCCGGGGAGGAAGUGAGAAAGGAAGGGAAGAAGGAACGGAAAGCGAGGAAAGUUGGAAGAAUGACAUUAGAACACGAGGGAAGGAAGGAAAGAAGGAGGGAGGGAGAGGGUAGGAAGGAUGAAAGUCAGACUCAAAAGAUAGGGAGGGAAUGAAGGAAGGAUGGGUGCAAGGAGGAUAGGAAGGAAGGAAGGAGGAUAGGAGAGAAGGAAGGAAAGUGGAAGAAAGGAGGCAAGGAACCAAGGAAGGAGGGGAUAGUACUAUCCCUCCUAUCCUCCUGGGAAGGAAGGAUGGAAGAAGGAUUGAAGGUAGGCAAUAACAAAAGAGGACAGAAGGGAGAAGGGAGAAGGAUGGAGGGAAGGGAGGUUACAGGGAUCGAAGGAAGGACCGCCAAACCUUGUGUAGCACUUUUUUUAACUCCUCGCUUCUUUCGGCCGCCAUUUUGCUCCGCCGCCAAUCUAGCUGAUGAUUGUGAAUGUCAGCACUUCCUGUUCGUCAUCACUUCCUGUUGUCGCUGGCCACGAUCAAAACAACACAAAACUGACAAACAAAAACAAGCGACUUGAGAAUGUGGAACUACUUCCUGUUGCGUCAUCUCGGCCCGUCGUCCAUCUUGGAAUUUCAAUGACGACACAUGUGGUGCUACAACAAGAUGGCCGUCGUCGUUUCAGUGACACUGUGGUUAAGCGCUUAGCAUAGAGGCGAGUCAGCUAAUUCGUUAGCAUUGAUGCUCAUCAGCUCGUGUUGUGGCUAAUCAGUUAGCAUUUAUGCUAAUCAUUAACAUUGAUGUUAAUCAAUUAGCAUUGUUGCUAAUCAGCCAGCGUUGAUAUCAGUCAGCUGGCAAUGAUGCUAAUCGGCCAGCACUGAUACAAAUCAGCUAACGUUGAUGGGAAUAGGUUAGCUUUGAGGCUAAUUCGCAGACCUUAAUCAGUUAGCAUUGAUGCUAAUCAGCUAGCAUUGCUCCUGUCACUGGUUCACAUUGAUGCUAAUUAACUAACAUUAAGGCUAUCUGGUUACUAUUGAGGCAAAUUGACUAGCUUUGAUGCUAAUCAGCAAGACUUGAUGUUAGUCAGUUAGCAUUGCUGCUGUAAUUGCCUCAUAUUUAUGCUAAUUAACCAACAUUGAUGCCUUGAUGUUAAUCAGUAAGCGUUGAUGCUCUUCACCCACUAGCAUUGACGUUAAAUCGCCAUUGUUACUAAACAGCUGGCAGUGGUGUUACUUGUUUGGUGAUGAUGCUAAUAGGCUAGCAUUGACUAAUCAGUUAGCCUUGAUGUUAAUAGGUUAGCAUUGAUGCUAGUCACCAACUAGCAUUGACGCUAAUCAGUGGGUAUUGAUGUUAACUGGUUAGCAAUGAUGCCAGUCAGCUAGCAUUGUCGUUACCUGGUUAGCUGUGAUGCUGAUUAGCUAGCAUUGAUGCUAAUUAGUUAGCUUGGCUAACUUGAAAAAUGAAUGUCUUGGACUCGGACCGGUUGCUGUUUGUUUUGACACGUGUUUUCCCGCACUACUACUUCUUCGGGAAUCUCCUCGGCCAACUUCGGGCAAGACAAUCGGCCACUUCCGUCGCAUCGCCGGACUUUGGAAAACCGACCGUCUGACCGACCGCACAUCGACUGGACGCCUCGUUGCCAAAAAAAAAAAAAAAAAAAAAAAAAAAAGAGGAAAAAAAACUGUUUAAACAAACGUGUGCACUGUGAAUCGACAUCAUUUGUAUUUUUUGCUAAGAAGACGAAAAAAAAUGAUCCCGCAAAAAUGUGCUCAGCGCGUAAAAAGUGGUGUUUUUUUGUUUAUCCCUCCGCCCCGCCGUGUUUUUGGUGUGGCUCACGGCCACUUCCUGUUCCUGUGCGUGUUGCUCUGUGCCGUGUGUGCGCUGUCGCCGCCGCCGCUUUCGUCGCGCUGUCGUCGUCGUCGUCGUCGUGUCUUCUCUGUGCUCUCGUUCGUGUGACCCCAAACCAACCCAGGGAGGUUUUGGAGGUUUGUGUGCUGCAGGGAAUUACAAAGAAAAUAAGGAAAACAUUUUGUACUUUCUUCUUCUUGGUUGUUAGUUUUUUUUUUUUUGGUCUUUUCUUCUUCUCUGCUUUGCUUUUGUGCCGUUCUCUUGUUGGCAAACUGUCCAAACGCUUCGUGUGGGCCUCGCAAAGCAUUCUGAGCCUCAACAGCCCCUUUCGCGCUGUCGUUUUUGGCGUAACGGUCGGACAUUGACGCGGCCGUCGCGGCUUGACGGAUUCGGAUAAUUCGAUGACGAUUAUCUCAUUGACCGCCGGCCGUCUUGAAGCGCUUUGACCGAUCGAGACCCACAGAAUACUUUGAUCUGCGACAAAAUAAGCAGCCAACUUACCAAAAGAAAGAAUAGACUUACCAGUCAAAAAAGGUGCUUUCUGUCAUUUUCCGUUUUUUAAUAAUCAGGAGCAAAAUGUGGGUCACCAAAAACACCAGUUUCUCACCAAAAAGCAGAGAAAAGGAGCUUUCUGUGAAAAGAAAUGUAAUGCAGAACAGUAAUAACUUUUGCUUCAAACAAACAAAAAAUAUUUAAAUCAAGCAACAACAACACUGAGAAAAGGCUUUUGAUGGCAAAAAAAAAAUAUAUAUUUACAGAGAGUGAAAAAAGAACAAUUCCUAGCCCAAAAGAAAAACAUGAAUAAGCGUGCUAUCGGGUCCAAAAAUGCAAAUGCAAAAGGUGGUGGGCGCCUCACAGUUGUGAGGACCGGGGUUCAAUCCCCGGCCCCGCCUGUGUUGCGUUUGCACGUUCUCCCCGCGCCUGCGUGGCUUUUCUCCGGGCACUCCGCUUUCCUCCCACGUCCCUAAAACAUGCGUGCUAGGUUGAUUGAAGAGUCAAAAAUUGGCCGUAGGUGUGAAUGUGAGUGCCAAUGGUUGUUUGUUUCUAUGUGACCUGCGAUUAGGCAAUUGGCUGGCGACCAGUUCAGAACAUUCUUCUGAACAUGAAAUAUGUCAUCUUUAACCCAAAAACUUUGUUCUAUUUUUACAUGGAUGAUUUCAAAACAAAAAUUUGCUUUGAAUGUCAUUAUCUUUGUUUUAUAUUCUCAAGUGUUCAUGUUAGGAGAGAGGAAAAAGGCUAAUAUCAGCCGGCCGAUGAAUCGGUGGGGCCCUAAUUCGAAUCAAUAGGUACAGGGUUAUCUAUUAUUAUCAUUAUUAUUAUUAUUAUUAUUAGGAUAAUAAUAAUAAUAAUGAGAAUGCCGCACGGUGUUCGACCGGUUAGCACAUCCGCCUCACAGAUCUGAGGACGCAGGUUCAAAUCCGGCCUGGCCCGUGUGGAGUUUGCAUGUUCUCCCCGUGCCUGCGUGGCUUUUCUCCGGGUGCUGCGCUUUCCUCCCACGUCCCAACAACACGCGCGCGAGGUUCAUUGACGACUCUAAAUUGCCCGUAGGUGUGAAUGUGAGUGCCAAUGGUUGUUUGUUUCUAUGUGACCUGCGAUUAGCUAGCGACCAGUUCAGGGUGUACCCCCCGCCUCUCGCCCGGCGAUAGCUGGGAUGGGCGCCAGCACGCCCGCGACCCGCGUGAGGAAAAGCGGCACGGAAAAUGGACGGAUGAAUGGAGAAAACAGACUUCAGUCACUUGUUGUGACUUUGUCGCCAUCCAACAUCAAAGAGGCGUAAAAGCGGCUGACGUCCGACCCGUUUCCCAGAAUGCUUUGCGGCUCGGUGCAAGUGUUGCGUGUAUUACGUUGGCUUCUUGCCAGAUGAGGAAAAAAAAGCAAAAGAUGUUUACAAUCGUUCUAAAGAAAGACAAACUGUUCAAAUAAAAAUCUAUUUUUCCAUCACAAGUGACGCGAGCGCUCCCGUCCAAGUGUGUAGCGACCAAUCGCAGGACUCCAAACGGAGUGGAAAGCAAAAUGCAAUUUGCCUUUCCCGCGUGACCGCUGAGCGCACGCUAGCUCUUCCUUUUGUAGCCUUCGAUCGUGGGCGGCCCAGAAAUACACGAAACACACGCACGCGCACGCGUGGCCAGAAAAUGCAAAGCGCCUUCUUGGAAUUCUUCAAAUUCUUGGAAAUGUUCGAAUUCUUCUUCCCGGCGUUGUUCUUCUUUCCGUGUUUGUGUGUAAAGACGUAAAACCGGCGGCUGCCGUCCCCAUCAUUUAAGUGUCAACAAAAACUGUGUCUGUGUUUUGGAAAUUCUUCUUCUUCUACAAACUCUUUUGAUAAGAAGACAAAGAAAAAGCUCUUCUCUUACUAUCUAUGUUAACAGUGUUAUUCAAGAGUUAAAAAAAAAAAAAAAAAAAAAAGAGUCAAUAAACUAGGGUCCAUUUGUAUUUUUUUCCUGGCCGAAGAGGAGGAACACAAACACAACGCUAACAUAGAGUGCCUGCCUUGUUUUUUCUCUUCUUUUCCUCUUCUACCGUUUGUUGUCCUGCCAUCGAAAAUGCUGCAAAGCGAGCGUGCACAAACCUCAUUUUUGUAACGGUUCUUCUUUUCUACGUUUACUAAGUUGUCACACGGCGUCACUACGACAUCUGGCAGGAGACCUUUUCACAAUAAAAACAAGUUUCUCUUCAA
Molecule: messenger RNA, 7861 nt
Organism: Phyllopteryx taeniolatus (common seadragon)
Lineage: Eukaryota; Metazoa; Chordata; Actinopteri; Syngnathiformes; Syngnathidae
Product: neuronal PAS domain-containing protein 3
Exons: 12
Coding region: 354-3299 (981 amino acids)
Biological process (GO): regulation of transcription by RNA polymerase II
Molecular function (GO): DNA-binding transcription factor activity, RNA polymerase II-specific; protein dimerization activity; RNA polymerase II transcription regulatory region sequence-specific DNA binding
Source: RefSeq, a predicted model, not a curated record